UUUCUCGUUUCCAUACUACUUGGAAUAUAAUGCAUGGGGAGUUGCAGCGAGAGCUCAGAUGUUUUAGAGGGUCGGUGGAAAUAUUCAAGCCUUGGGAUCAGUCCAACUUCACAAGCAGAAGAUAAGAAGCAGCUUCUUCUUGCUGCCUCAGCUGCAGCGAAGGCGGCAGCAGUGGCGGCUUCAAAUCCUUCCUCUUCUCGCUCCUUCACCGAUCUGCCAUGCCCCUUACCGUUGGCUGAAGUCCAGGGGAACCUCAAUUUGGUGAACAAGGAUCAAGCAGCUUCACAUGCAAACAAUACUAAUACUAAUGGUGGAGCAAUUACGGCUCGUACGUCACCAUCAUUGUUAUCCAUAUGGGAAAAUAUGAUGCGCAAGAAAUCUUCACCUAAUUCCAACCCUCCUCUAAAUAACAAUCAAAACGUUCACUCAUCCACGGGUGACAUCGGUCGUAGCCCAAUGUUUCAAGUUGGAAACUACUCAUCAUCAUCAUCAACCAGUGCUGCUCCUCCCCCUACUGCUACUAACUUUCUCAACCUGCCGCCACCGCUGCCACAGGGAGAUUACGGAUCUAGGGGGAACAUCCCCACAUUACCAGCAAAUGCUAGCAACUGCAGCGGCAGCAUCAACAACCGUUAUCAUCCGCUAGUGAGCAACAACAACAGUAACACCGCCACUGCCACAAACAACACCAGUUAUCAUUCGCUAGCAAGCAGUAGCGACAGUCACAACACCACCACCACCAACAACAAAUGUUAUCUUCCGCUAAUAAGCAGCAAUAGUACCAACAACAACGCCAUCUACAACAACACCAACCAAUAUCAUCCACUAGUAAGCAGCAACAGUAACAACAACACAACCAACACCAACCGGUAUUAUCCGCUAGUAAGCAGCAACAGUGACAAUGACAAAAAUAGUUUUCUUUUACCAGUCAGCAACAACAUCGUUGGUGCAAAUCCACUACAAGGUGGUGUUGCUAUUCAACCCUCAUAUGCACCUCCGAACCCUAAUGCUUACCUCACAUCUGCUGCUACUUCUGCUUGCAACAUCCCCACAGCGGGACAAGGACAGGACAAAGUGCUUAGUGUGAACUUCAACAAUGAGAGUAGAAGACAGCUUGAGCCAACUAGUGAAGUAAGUAACCUAGCAUCAUCAUCAUGGGAGGGUAUACUAGCAGUCGCCACUGCCAGCUUAACUGGUCAUGCAGUGGCCCCGGUUCAGCAAAUGGGCCAAGGACAACAAGAACAAGCCUUAACUCAUCACGUGGCGGCCCCAGUUCAAAUUGAACAAGGAAAGCAAGAACAAGCCUUAAGUGGCCAUUUGGCAGCGCCAAUUCAAAUGGGCCAAGGACGACAACAACAACAACAACAACAUGCCAUAACGGGUCAUGUGUCUGCCCCAGUUCAAAGGGGCCAAGGACAACAAGAACAAUCCUUAACUGGUCAUGUGGCAGCGCCAAUUCAAAUGGAACAAGGAAAGCAAGAACAAGCCUUAACUGGUCAUGUGGCCGCGCCAAUUCAAAUGGGCCAAGGACAACAACAACAUGCCUUAACGGGUCAUGUGUCUGCCCCAGUUCAAAGGGGCCGAGGACAACAAGAGCAAUCCUUAACUGGUCAUGUGGCAGCGCCAAUUCAAAUGAGCCAAGGACAACAACCCGCCUUAACUGGUCAUGUGGCGGCCCCAGUUCAAACAGGCCAAGGACAACAAGAACAAGUUCAACAAGUAACAGCAGGGGUGGGCAGAAACAUCUUCCCGGUUGUAGGUCAAGAUGGGCUCUCAGUUGGGCUGCAGGGACAGGUCCAUCUUGAGACGGAUUGGCUGUUGGAUCCCACUUGCAACAUAAACAUUGAAGAGUUCCUUGACUUGCAGUCAAUGAACUAGCCAGACUCUACCCCCAUGCCUUAUGAUCAGUUUGAGUUAGACAUUUAAAUUUAGUGUAGAUUAUUGUGGAGC
This is a messenger RNA of Cuscuta epithymum, 1950 nucleotides long. Lineage: Eukaryota; Viridiplantae; Streptophyta; Magnoliopsida; Solanales; Convolvulaceae. The record is from the annotation of a GenBank genome assembly.